Molecule: messenger RNA, 7015 nt
Organism: Macadamia integrifolia
Lineage: Eukaryota; Viridiplantae; Streptophyta; Magnoliopsida; Proteales; Proteaceae
Product: 5'-deoxynucleotidase HDDC2
Exons: 6
Coding region: 101-859 (252 amino acids)
Cellular component (GO): cytoplasm
Molecular function (GO): 5'-deoxynucleotidase activity
Source: RefSeq, a predicted model, not a curated record
UUCAAACAUGGAUAAAAUAAAGCGCAAGUCACAGGGGCACACGAAAAAUGCGGGUGCCAGAGAGGAAGAAGAGGAGAGAGACUAGAGAUUGAGCAUAAACAUGAGUGGGAGUCGUGCUUUCUGCAAAUCUUUUCUCCUGCUUCCCUCUGUCACUUUCUCUCCACUCAGAUUCAUUUCACUUCGAAGACCCAAACCAUCAUCGAAUUUCGUUCGAAUGGCGACCGAAGCCUCCUCGUUGAAUAACAACAACGACAACAGUGCUGCAACUGCUACAGAUGGAGACGGAGGUUCUACCUCUCACUCAGCGGCACUGUCCCCCUCGAAGAAUGACUACUCCACCUCAUCUGCUUCCUCUGCUAUCGAUUUCCUCUCUCUCUGCCAUCGUCUAAAGACCACAAAAAGAACUGGAUGGGUCCGAAGGGAGAUUCAGGAUCCGGAAUCCAUAGCUGAUCACAUGUACCGAAUGGGCAUCAUGGCUCUUAUUGCUUCUGACAUUCCUGGCAUCGACCGUGACAGGUGUAUAAAAAUGGCAAUUGUUCAUGAUAUUGCUGAAGCAAUUGUUGGUGACAUCACUCCAUCGGAUGGGGUACCAAAGUUGGAAAAAAGUCGACGGGAACGAGAAGCUUUGGAUUACAUGUGCAAACAACUUGGUGGAGGGUCAAGAGCAAAUGAAAUUGGUGAGUUGUGGAUGGAAUAUGAGGAGAAUUCUUCUCCAGAAGCAAAGAUUGUUAAGGACUUUGACAAGGUCGAUGUUGGUUGGAGUAAUAAAACGGCAUCCUUGAUCGUGACAACAAUAUGUGCACCCUCCAGGCUUACCACAUGUAUACAAAAUUUAAUCUUCAUGGAUUGGUUGAGUUAAAGAAACUGAUACCUCCAGUACAACCACAAGACGUACCAAAUGCAUCAACAUAAGUGGAAGACCGUCCUAUUGUAGAACAGGUGAUGACAACAGAAAGUGAGAAUCGUGGAUCAAGUAAUGAAGGACAUCAAUGCAGUGCCAAUUGUUGACCUUCAUGAGUUUGCUUCCCCAUGAAUUUUUGGACUUAAAUGCACCUCCACAGCUACACAUCUUGGAUUUUGUUCGCAAUGCAGACAAUGAGCAGUUCACCCCCGCUCGUAUUUUUUAUUGUUAUCAUUCUUUAAAAAUCGUGCACGAGUUUUUCUGAACAUCGGGGGAGUUGAUGCAGAAUUGAGGCUGAACUAGGCUGACCCUUUGGGCAAUCUCAACCAAGACGAACCAGAUCUGAUUUGAUUUUUGGGAUCAAUAGAAUAUUUUAGGAUUUAUUUUGUUUAGGAAAUAUUGGGUUAUUUUAUUUAGGAAGAUAUGAAAUCUUUUAUUUUGGGUAGUUGUUAGUCAAUUAGGGAGUUACUAAUUUGAGUUUAUUUCAUUUCUAAUUUUAUUAGUUAGACUUGAGGAAAUAUUUAGUAGUUGUUAUUUCAGUUUUAGAUUUUAAUCAGACAAGUUUUCAUUUCAGUUUAUUAUAUAAAGGCAUGUAACCCAAGUUAUUAGACAAAUUUUGACUAAUGAAUUAAAUAUUUGGUUGAAACCUUGGUGGUUUUAUUUGGUCAGGUGACCUUAUUCCUCCCCUCCUUUUUGUGAUUCUCCUCUUCUCCCCUGCAACCCUGAGUUCUCUCAGGGAUUUCUUCCCUUUCUCUACCGGCCAGCAUCAAAUAGCAAUAUCGAAUAGAUAAUUCCAAGCACUGAUAACUCAAGAAUAUAAUAUAAUAAUCUCCAAUCUCCCCCUCAUGUGUAGCAUUACACGUGGACAAAUAAUUUCUAAUCAUCAGCAUGUCAAAGGAUGAGCAGCACAAAUAAUCUCAUAAUCAAGAGUAUCACAAAUAUAUCCCAAUAAAAGAAUCUCCAACCACCAUGUCAUGACAGAUGAGCAUCAAAUAAAAUGUCCAUCAAGAGUAGCCACAACCAAUAUCCUCCAAUAAGAGCAAUUAGACCAUCACUCCGUGUAAGUACCCAUCUCUUAAAAAAAUAUUGCACCCCAUAUUGAUGUGAUCUAGGGGCCAAAGACCCAAAAUUGGGUGUUUUGCGCCCACAAAUGGCAAAUCUGUAAUUAAUCCAUGCAAUCCUGGUGUUGAAACGAAUUAUGGGCCCACCCAAGGGUGGUAAAACUCAAUUACUAUGAAGUAGUGGCAAUCUGGUAAUUAAGCAGAAUUUUUCAUGGGGUCUAUUGGUAAAUAAAAGGGCGAAAUGGCAUGACUGUAAAUUAUUGAACUUCAAUUAUAGGCAAAGACAAAAUCAAAGGAGGGGUAAACUUGGAAGUGAAGAAAGUGGGACAUUAAUGGAAAACCAACUUAAAAGAAAGGGAUAAAGGGCAUGAUAUAAGGAAAAAACAACCCAAAUAGGGGUUGUUUCCUACCUUUGUUUCCAAGCAGGAAUGGAAGCAGCGGAAACCCAGGAAGAAACUGAUUGCGACCCACAGCAGUGGAGAUAACCAUGGGGAACAAAUUCUGUGCCCUCGACUGUUGACCAAGAGACCACAGCCAAGAAACAAGCAAAUCAGUAGAAAAAUUUUCAGUCCAUGAGCAACAUAUCAAUUGUUAACCUCGCAAGGAGCAGCGGGUGGUUGCAGCAAGGCUCUAGCGGUAAAGCUCUAGGCAAUAACCAAGUUGGAAAAUCUGCACGCCACCAGUUGUUCGAUUGCAGGAAUCAACAAGUCGACAUGCAACCAGCAUAAAAGCAGCGAAAAAAUAAAUAAAUUAACAGCAAAUCAGCAGCCGAAGCAGGCCUUUCAAUCUCCAGAUGAGAGAAGUAAACAGCAGCAAUCGGUUUCCUCAAGUAGAGAGUCCAGCGAGACCACAACAGCAACAUCUGAUGCAGAAAAACCUAGCAGUAGGUCUGAGGUCACAAUAAACUUCCUCAAUCGAUCAGUAAAAUCAGAGGGGGAGAUAUAGCAGCAGUAAAACGAUGGAUGAGACAAACACAAACAAUAGCAUAAUUGAUUUCAAUGAUGAACAGUACCAGAUUUUUUUUUUCCUAGCAACAAUAAUCAAACACAGAUUAUUCUAUUUAUUUAUUUUCUUCUUCUUAUUCAUGGCUCUGAUACUAUGUAACAAAAUCAAAGAGUUGUGAUAAACCAUGACCAAUAGAGGAAGAAGAAGAGAUUGCUGAACCCACGAUAGAUUCCUUUAUUUGUAACUAAAUCAGUUGUAGUCUAAAUAGGAAACCUGCUCCAAACAGGAUACCAAAUAAUACUAAAGCAACCUAGUCUAACUAGGAAAGGAAACAACUAUACUAGGUUGGAACAAACCCCCAACUUGUGACUCAUAUCUCAACACAAGUGAAGCUUCUGCCAAACAGCAAUGCGGGGUGGAGUGCUUGCCUCUCUCUGGAUAAAAUAGUAACAGAGCAACGUCAUCAGUCUGGAAAGUCAGAAUAGUUGUCAAGGAGUCGCUUUCUCCUAGGCGUCCAGGCUCUUUCUUAGGGCAAGGAGACAACACGCCUUGUUGCACUUAAAUGUAAGGCUAGAUAGAAAACUACCCAACCCCAUUAGGAUCAUUAACAACCACAAUAGGUAAUGACACUAGGUCUGUGAUGCGGAUCCGGGUUCCAAAAGCUGGAAUCGGAUCGCUUAGGGCCCACAAUAGGGUAUUAACUCAAAGAUUCAGGAGUGAUGGCAGUUCUGUAAAUAAACUAAAGCUUAGGGGAAGUGGCAGUUUUGUAAUUACAUGAAAACUUAGAAGGGAGUGGCAGACUUGUAAUUAGACUGAACUUAAAACAUAAGCAAAGGGUAAAUAGGUUAGUUGAAAGGGUAGUUCAGGAAUUACAAAUAAAUUCUGGACAAAAAGAGAAUAAUUAGUAAAGGAAGGUCAAACCAGGGAAUUAGAUGCCAUAACAACCCACGAUUCAAGGAAGAGAUUGGAGUUGUCUUCAACCUCUGGUUGGAAACCAGAAGCGGAAAACCAGUUGCAGCUUCAACAAGGAGAACUUCCCUAGUGCUCUGUUGGAUCUCAUAGUUUAGGGCUAGGUUCCCAAGUCAAGCCUCUUGGUUGCAGCUAAGGGAUACCCAAAACAGUAAAGUAAGAGGGGAGAUCUGAUGUCUGAACUAUAACUGCCGGUAGAACCAAAACCAGAACUGGUUCUAGGUAGGGAAAACUCACCUGCGAGGAAGAUUAGGAGGCAACUACGCCAGGUUUGGGUCGCCCUAGAGGGUUUAAUCCGACCCUAAAAAUUUCAGUUCUAACCGAUCUUCCACUGGAGAGUUCAAACAAUUCCUUAGGGCUGGAGUACGACAGUUGCAGAACAGGGUAAGGAAUCAAACCAGAGAUAUUAAAGAGGAAGAAGAAGAAAUAAAAGGGAAGUAAGGGAAUGGAGGAGAAGAAAUUAGAAAAUUUCAGAGAGGGAGGAAUAGGGGAUCGGAAGCCAUGGUUCACACCCAAAAUCUUAACCAAGUUUUAAUUUUCCAAAAUAUGAAUUCUUCAUUAAGUUACAUCAAUAUAAAGACAAGCAAAGUGUAAAAAUGGAAGCUAAGUAAAUUGGAAACUACCCUAAAUAACAACUGAAAUAAAAUCUCCUACUAAACUUGACCACACCCUACACUAAUAAUUAAGGAAACAAAAAUCACUAAAUUACUCCCCAAAAUUUCCCACGUCUAAUUGCAUCAACUCUCCCGGUCUUAAAAGAACUCGACGGAGUGCUCCCAAGAUUCUCUUGUAAUUCAUUUGUCGAUGAGGUGGCACAUAUCUCAAAGCAGAUGAUGAGAAUAUAGCACCAUGAGGAGGGAGAGUAGGCUGAUGUGUCAUUGGAGCAGGAGUCAGUCGACGACGUGGCAUGUCUAAUAAUGCGUGUGCCAUCAUUAAAUAUGUAUGACCUCCUUGCUUCACCUUGAUAGUGUUCCGUGCACCAUUAUAGAGAAUACCUGUAUGUCGUUGUCAAGGUCGCCCUAGAAGAAUGUCGUAGUGCGCCAAUAGGGUGACCGAGCAAGAAACAUGGUAUUGCAAUGGCCCAAACUGUAGAUGUACUCGAACAAUUGCAGUGGCCUUUUCUCGAGCUGUGGGUCCAAAGCCUUGCACAUGAAUAUUCUUGAACAAUUGCUUUUGUGGAAGGUUAUGUGCUCGAACAAAUUCAGCAGGUAUGAAGUUUACUUCUGCCCCAGUAUCAACGACUAUAUGAAUAUCAGUAGGAUUAGAACCUUGCAGAAUAGUACCCUUUUGUCUGAAGAGAGGAGCCUUGUCAAUUAGUCUGUUUGAGAAGGAUGUAACACUAGCGGAAUGAACUUCUACAUCCUCAUCAUCAUCAUCAUCAAUAUCAUCUUCAUCGAGGGGAUAAUGAUAUAAACCAGGAUCAACAUUAUCACUUUUCUCUAUCGGUUGCUUCUCUGCUGCAUUCAUGGAACCAGUCCUAUUGGGACACUUGUUGAGGUAGUGACCCUUCUCGCCACAACUAUGGCCUUGUUCGUCACCCAAUCACUAUCCUUGUUGAACCUUGACCUCUUUUCUUCAACUCUGCGAGCUUCAGACUUCUUUUCCUCCAUACGUGGUGGUCUAUAAACUGGAGGACUCUUGAGGAUACUUUUCCAGUAAAUGGGCUUCUCUUCAGCUGUCUUGGCAUGAGUUGCUGCCACAUUAACGGACCUGAAAUCAGUGUUAGCCAAUUCGAGUCGGAUCGCAGUACUUAGCCCACUGGUAUAUCGCAUCACCUAUUGCUGGUUUGUUUUCUGAAGUCGACACUUUGAAGAUAGUUUGUGGAAUUCGAGGGUGUAGGUAUCCACAUCCUUGUUGCCUUGUUGCCUUGUUGCAAAUUAAAUAAUUUAUGGAACAUCUCCUUCUCAUAAUUAAGAGGAACAAAUUUCUUAGUCAGGAUUUGCUUCAUGACUUCCCAAUUGGUAACGGGUUCAAGUCUUCUGAUAAACCUUGCAUAUGCAGUACAUCAUCCCAGCAUGAACAUGCAUACCCAUUAAACUUAGUGAGGAUGAGUUUACCGCUCUUCUCGUCCGGAAGAGAUUUAUAAGCAAAAGUACUCUCCACUUUGGUAAGCCAGUUAAUGAAUUCUUUAGGUCCUUUUUCACCAUUGAACUCUGGAACUUUAACUUUGAUGUCAUAAUCCCUAUCAGAAAAUUUUCGGGUAACAUCCUGGGGGACAAUGAGAUUAAGUUGCUACCUAUGAGGUGUAUCUUUGAUCCGUAAGGUAUUGAACUGAGGAGGUAGUGUAGAGGAUCCUUCUUCAGCUCGUUUGUCGGACCUUUUCAUAAAAGCAGUCAUCUCUUCCAUAAACUUAUCAAAGGACUGAAGCCUAACAUCAGUAAUCUGUUGAUUCUCACGCAGUACCCAUUGACCCUCAGCUAAUUCACGAUACAAUUUUUGUAGCUCAUCAUUUGUGACAUGACCUGCCAUGGUCAGGAAAUUUGCUCUGAUACCACUUGAUGGAGGGUCGGUAGAGAAAGAGAAGAAAUUUUUAAGAGAACUCAGAGUUGCAGGGGAGAAGAGGACAAUCACACAAAGGUGGGAGGAAUAAGGUCACCUAACCAAUUAAAACAACCAAGGUUUCAACCAAAUAUUUAAUUCAUCAGUCAAAAUCUGUCUAAUAACUUGGGUCACAUGCCUUUAUAUAAUAAACUGAAAUGAAAACUUGCUUAAUUAAAAUCUAAAACUGAAUUAGCAACUACUAAAUACUUCCUCAAGUCUUACUAAUAAAAUUAGAAACGAAAUAAACUCAAAUUAGUAACUCCCUAAUUGACUAACAACUACCCAAAAUAAAAGUUUACAUAUCUUCCCAAAUAAAAUGACCCAAUAUUGCCCAUGUGGGCUUUUGAAUUUUAUGUUGUUGGGCUUCUGGCUCCUUUUAAUUAUGCCCAUGUGGAUUUUGUGUUGUAUUAGACAUGUCAUUUGUGACAUGUCUUCCACUCCUCAAGCCCAUUGGGCCUUGGAUGCUGUCCUUUUGGACAUUGGUUACCCUUAUAGAGUUUGUAAUCUCCCUUGGGGGAUAUAUUCUCCCUCCCCCUUCUUUUAUUGCAUUUAUUAAUUCACCACACAAAAAACAAAAAAAAAAAAAAAGAAAAAAAGA